AUGGGCAAACUUGGGAAUCUGUGCGAACUUCGACUUUCGGACAACAAUCUGAGGACGUUGCCCAGCUCGAUCGGAUCAAUUCGCACGUUGCAGGUGCUGGCAUUGCGUUCAAAUUUGCUGGAAAAGUUACCAGAAUCGUGGAAGGAUAUGGAGAAUCUAUCAACACUUGAUCUCGCUUGCAAUCGCCUGACGUUCCUUCCCGCAGACAUCGUACGCUUACCCAAACUCACGCAUCUGGAUCUGCACGACAAUCAAAUCCAAGCCCUGCCGGAAAAGAUUGGUCAGCUCAGCAAUCUUGUCGUCCUUCAGCUCUGCAACAACCAUUUGCGCGAAUUACCCAAGGAUAUUGGACGUUUACGGGACUUGCACGAUCUGGUGCUCUCUUUCAAUCAGCUGCAGUGGUUGCCGGACGAAAUCGGAAAGCUGAACAAGCUGCAGGAACUAAAAUUCGACAAUAAUCCUCUGCGUUCGUUGCCCAGGACCAUCCAGCGCCUUACGAACGUUCGACGUGUCCACCUUCAAGGCUGUGAACUUCACGAUUUACCAGUAGAGCUGGGUAUUGCUUUCAAAGAUUUAGUCUAUCUGGAUUUGUCAGGCAAUCAGUUCGAGGUUAUGCCU
Gamsiella multidivaricata is the source of this 618-nucleotide messenger RNA. RefSeq lists its product as uncharacterized. The annotation marks the transcript as partial. Lineage: Eukaryota; Fungi; Mortierellomycota; Mortierellomycetes; Mortierellales; Mortierellaceae. Gene Ontology annotation, molecular function: protein binding. The transcript has a single exon. The record is from RefSeq and is a predicted model, not a curated record.